AAACGCCUGUCUUGACUAUGUGACUAAAGCCACUUCAGUUUCCGCCGGGGAGCCGCCUGAGCCGAGUUCGUUUGUCGUCUGCGUCUUUCCAUUAAAACCCCUCAGGCUUGGAGUGAUUAACUAGACAAGACUGGAUUCACCGCACGGAUCGCUGCGGUGCUCGUACCGGUACGGCGCUGUUCCCGAUGGAAUACACACGCCGUUCUGGAAUAAAGUCCGCAUCGUGAACGAGUCCUCGGGAACGCGCGAUGGGGGGAAACGCGCCUUCUCCAGAAUAAUGGCCUGUGCAGACUGUGGCAUACUGGGACAUAACAGACUUUUGAUGAAGGUUCUUCUGUUCUUCGCUGUAUUUGCCUGCCAUGCAGGCACAGUGGUGGAGACAAGCUUCUUGGGGGGGUUGAAAGCUGUGUUUUCAGGUGGCUGUGAUGAUCGCUGGACCCUCCUAACACAGAGACGCCUGCCUUUGGAGGCCCAGCUGAGCAUGUGUGUGCAUAUCCGUGUGCUGUCGCAGGACGAGUGGGUGGCUUUUACUUACAACACCCCAAGGAGGAAGCAACCAGAGUUGGGCCUGCAGGGUGACAAGGAGGGUCUGUCCGUGUGGCUGAGAGGGAAGAAGCUCCACUUUCCUGUGCACUUGGUUCCUCAGGCCUGGCAUCAUGUGUGUGUGGCACAGAAUGCACGGAACAAGAGCCUUGUCCUGCAGGUGGACACUAUGCGCUACUGGCGGAAGGUCUACACCAGUUCAACACACACACAUGUAGGGCAGUUGGUGCUGGGUUGUGGGGACAUCUCGGGCCAGGUGGCCCCCAUAGAACUGUACAUGUUCCGUAUGUGGGACAAUGCUAGUUACCACAGUGACUGCAAGGAUGGAAACUUGGUUGCAUGGACCUCGGAGCUGUGGAACCAGCAUGGCCGGAGAACAGUACCAGAUGCUACCCUGCCCUGUGGCCAUCUUCGUGUCAAACGUGCAGGUGAGCAUAGAAAAGUUAUACGUUCCAAUGAGUCUACAAAUACAGCUGUGUCAUCCACUUUUUCAUCUGCCAGAACCACAUCGACCUUAUAUCAACCUAUACCUUCUCCAAUCUCUAAUCCAUCUACAAUAAUUUCUUCAACCUCCCAUUUAACUGCAACUUCUCCAACCACUCUUUUAUCUGCAAGAACCUCUCAGCCAUCUGCAACUCCUUUAACCACUAUUACAUUAUCAAAAGUCUCUCCUACCUCCAAUUCAUCUGCCACUUCUCCAACCACUCUUCCAUCUGCAACUUCUCCAACCACUUUUCUGUCUUCAUCAAUUUCUUCAACCUCCAAUUCAUCUGCAACGUCUCUAACCACUCUUCCAUCUACAAGUACCUCUCAUCCAUCUGCAACUUUCCCAACCACUUUUCUCUCUUCAGCAAUUUCUUCAACCUCCCAUUCACCUGCAACUUCCCAAGGCACUAUUUCAUCUUCAAUGACUUCUCCAACCUCCAAUUCAUCUGCAAUAUCUCUAACCAUUCUUUCAUCUACAAGUACCUCUCAUCCAUCUGCAACUUCCCCAACCACUUUUCUCUCUUCAGCAAUUUCUUCAACCUCCCAUUCACCUGCAACUUCCCCAGGCACUAUUUCAUCUUCAAUGACUUCUCCAACCUCCAAUUCAUCUGCAAUAUCUCUAACCACUCUUCCAUCUACAAGUACCUCUCAUCCAUCUGCAACUUCCCCAACCACUUUUCUCUCUUCAGCAAUUUCUUCAACCUCCCAUUCACCUGCAACUUCCCCAGGCACUGUUUCAUCUUCAGUAACUUCUCCAACCUCCAAUUCAUCUGCAAAUCUUUUAGCCACUAUUUCACCUUCAGUACCUUCUCCAACCUCCAAUUCAUCUACAACUUCUCCAACCUCUCAUUCAUCUAAAAGUACCUCUCAUCCAUCUGCAACUUCUCUAACUGCUAAUACAUCAUCAACAAUCCCUCCAACCUCUUAUUCACCUGCAACUUCCCCAGGCACUCUUUCAUCUUCAAUAAUUUCUCCAACCUCCAAUUCAUCUGCAACAUCUCCAACCACUCUUUCAUCUACAAGUACCUAUCAUCCAUCUGCAACUUCCCCAACCACUUUUCUUUCUUCAGCAAUUCCUUCAACCUCCCAUUCACCUGCAACUUCCCAAGGCACUUUAUCAUCUUCAGUAACUUCUCCAGCCUCCAAUUCAUCUGCAACAUCUCUAACCACUCUUUCAUCUACAAGUACCUCUCAUCCAUCUGCAACUUCCCCAACCACUUUUCUUUCUUCAGCAAUUCCUUCAACCUCCCAUUCACCUGCAACUUCUCCAGGCACUCUUUCAUCUUUAGUAACUUCUCCAACCUCCAAUUCAUCUGCAACAUCUCCAACCACUCUUUCAUCUACAAGUACCUUUUAUCCAUCUGCAACUUCCCCAACCACUUUUCUGUCUUCAGCAAUUUCUUCAACCUCCCAUUCACCUGCAACUUCCCAAGGCACUUUAUCAUCUUCAGUAACUUCUCCAGCCUCCAAUUCAUCUGCAACAUCUCUAACCACUCUUUCAUCUACAAGUACCUCUCAUCCAUCUGCAACUUCCCCAGGCACUAUUUCAUCUUCAAUAACUUCUCCAACCUCCAAUUCAUCUGCAAUGUCUCUAACCAUUCUUACAUCUACAAGUACCUCUCAUCCAUCUGCAACUUCCCCAACCACUUUUCUCUCUUCAGCAAUUUCUUCAACCUCCCAUUCACCUGCAACUUCCCCAGGCACUGUUUCAUCUUCAGUAACUUCUCCAACCUCCAAUUCAUCUGCAAAUCUCUUAGCCACUAUUUCACCUUCAGUACCUUCUCCAACCUCCAAUUCAUCUACAACUUCUCCAACCUCUCAUUCAUAUAAAAGUACCUCUCAUCCAUCUGCAACUUCUCUAACUGCUAAUACAUCAUCAACAAUCUCUCCAACCUCUUAUUCACCUGCAACCUCUCCAGUCACAUUUCAAUCUGCAAUGGUCUCUAAUUCAUCUGGAACAUCUCCCACCACACUUCCUUCUUCACAAAUCUCUGCAAAUUCUUCAACCACUCUUCUAUCUGCAACAAGCUCUCAUCCAUCAUCAACAACUUCUCCAAAGUCCAUUCCAUCCACAUCAGUCUCUGCACCAUUCCUGUCAUUUCCAACAACCUCCUCAAAUUCCUCAAGACCUACAACAUCUUCACCCCCACCUACAUCUACAAAAAUCCUUACAACAUCACCUACACCCACAACAUCCUCAUUAAAUACAACGGAAAAUGCAACACUUACCACACAUACUACCACUGUUCUAGAUGCGUCAACAUCCAACAGAUCCAUUGAGUUCCUAGUAAACUACUCCACCAUGGUGCCCCCAACUACGGGUACCACACCCAGAACUACACUGCUUCCAGAUGCUAACACCACGUUGACGACAAAAAACGCUACAACAAACUCAACCUGUCAGUGUGACUCAUACUGCAAUGCAAAAGGGGCAUACUACUCCUUCAAAAUAACCGUGAAUAAUCCUGCAGUGACCAUCACUACAAUUAAGAAUUUGAUCUCCACACUGAAUUUGACCACACCAGCUUGCAGGAUGAAUUCAUCGUCUUCUUCCUGUUCAUCUUCCCUCACCUCUCAGGACGAUUACGUGAAUUGCAAUAAUCCAGAUAUGACCCCGGUGAAUUGUACGGUGGUACUGAAGCUGGCAGAGGACCAGGACGUGUGCUCUGUGAGGGUGGCCGUAGCCAGGCUGUUUACAGGCAACAGCAGCAUCAACUUCACAGGACCUGUAUGCAGAGUGGCAAUAUGUGGCCCGAUGGUAAAUAUUUCGAGUGCGGAAGUCAACUGGUACCAGUUCAACUACAGCUACAAAGACUUCUGCGUUGUCCCCUAUGUUUGGCCUUGCCAAGGCGGAUGUAUCAAUGUUAAUAUACUGAAUGAGACAUGUGACACCAACUCUACAGUCCCUCUCCAUACCGUUUCCACUGUGCCAUACCGACCUCCCUCUGCAGUCACAACAGUCUCUACACCCGCAACACAGCGUCCACCUGUGGUCACCACGACAAGACAAAAUCCCGAAAAGCAGCCGCAAGAGCUGCUUAACCAGACGAUGAAUGCGGCGGCUCUGAACUCCACCCAGGUGGCAGCGCUGGUGUCCAGCCUCGAGGAGCUUCUGUCUGGGCCCAAUAUUAGCCUUGAGCUGGGCAUGACAGUCAUCAGUGCUGUUAGCAACCUGCUCAAUGCGUCUACAGGCGCUCUAGCUGCCUCCUCCGCCAAAAUCAUUGGGCUGGUGGACACGGUGGGGAUUAAGUUAGUCCUAGCUCAUCCAACAGAGAAAAUACUGUCUGAAUCAGUGGCUCUGGGUGUGAAGAAAGUGGAUGGAACAGACUUUCAGAUGACCUCCUUCACCAUUAUGAACUCUUCCAGUGUGCAGAUUGAUGCGAAUGGAAGUCUCAAGGCAGCUACAUCAUCUCCAGUGCCUCAGGGCUCCAUUACACUACCAGCUUCCCUGACCAGCAACCUGACAUCUCAGGACAAACUUCUAGCUUCCAGAGUUCAGUUCAACUUCUACCAGAAGAGCACCGUGUUUGUGGACAAUUCACUAUCACAUCAGAAGCUUGAACUAAACAGCGGCAUUCUCGGCUCCAGUGUAGCCAACCUGUCCAUCAGUGGCUUAAAAGAUCGCGUGGUAUUCAGUCUGAAGAACACAAAAUCCAACGACUCAAAGAGAAAUGUCUCCUGUGUGUUCUGGGACUUCACAAAAAACAAUGGAUCUGGGGGUUGGAGUAGAGAUGGUUGCUUCCUUCAGAACAACACCAAUGAGCAGACCACAUGCAGCUGCAACCACCUCACUAGUUUUGCUGUGCUGCUGGACAUUUCCACGGACAUUAUUAGCCCUGUGCAGAAUGAAAUCCUCACCUACAUCUCCUACGUGGGCUGUGGAAUAUCCGCAAUCUUUCUCUCUGUGACGCUGCUGACCUACCUGGCUUUUGAGAAGUUGCGCAGGGACAUCCCCUCCAAGAUCCUGAUCCAGCUGUGCAUGGCUCUGCUGAUGCUCAACCUGGUCUUCCUGCUCGACUCCUGGUUGGCGUUGUAUCCUCAGGCCACGGGCCUCUGCGCCUCUACUGCCUUCUUCUUGCACUACUUCCUGCUGGCCUCCUUCACCUGGAUGGGAUUGGAGGCCUUCCACAUGUACCUGGCACUGGUCAAGGUCUUCAACACCUAUGUGACCAGAUACAUGCUCAAGUUCUGCAUUGUCGGCUGGGGUGCUCCACUGGUUGUGGUUGUCAUUAUCAUCUCUGUCAAUCAAAAAAACUAUGGCCUUGGUUCCUAUGGUCACUUCCCUGAUGGUUCCACGGACACUUUCUGCUGGCUGACUGACCUGACCGUCUUCUAUGUGGGAGUCGUAGCCUACUUCUGCCUGGUGUUCCUGAUCAACCUGGCCAUGUUUGUGGUGGUGCUGGUGCAGCUGUGUCGGAUAAAGCGGCAGAACCCACACAAUACACAGCAUCGGAGCCUGCUGCAGGAUCUGCGCAGCGUGGCCGGCCUCACUGUCCUGUUGGGCCUCACCUGGGGGUUCGCCUUCUUCGCCUGGGGACCCGUCAACCUGGCCUUCAUGUACCUCUUCUCCAUUUUCAAUUCUCUGCAGGGGUUCUUCAUCUUUGUAUUCCACUGCGCCAUCAAAGAAAAUGUCCGUAAGCAGUGGAGGACCUACCUGUGCUGUGGGAGUCUAAGACUACCUGAGAACUCUGAGUGGAGCCGGACCGCUACGCAGAACCUGGCGAAGAACCGCUCCAGGAUCCUCCCAGGCUCUUCCCACUUGUCCAAUUCGACACAGUCCAACAACACUUCCAGCACAUCCUUCCUGGCCAGUGAACCCUCGGAUUCUGUGAAUGGCAUCGAAAACCCCUAUGAUGACAGGCACAUCAACGCCCUGGAAGGGACCCAAGCAGAUGUCAUAGUGAACGAGAUCAACAGCAAACACAGGACUACAAGGCGGCAGUGACAUCUAGGAGCAACGCACCGUACCUCGUAGCUCAUUUUCUCCUGAUUUCUGUCCACACACAGAGAAAAAGAUGCAUCACGUUACUGCAUUUAGGCGCAAGUUUACACAGAAAUGUACUGGUGAUAUUUAUAUACAAUCCAGGAAGCCCAUACCAGUAAAAUAUAGGACCUGUCAUUGACAGUUGUGGUUUCAGAUUUUGAAAAACAUGCACACCCUGAAAUUUAAAGAGAAUUCUGCCUUCGGUGUCUAGUAAUUCAGUUAUGACUGUUAUAUCCAGCAUUUCAUGUAUCUAAUAUUGUAUUAAUCAAGAAGGAAAAUAGCGUCCCAGAAUGCACCACUUUGUUAUUCCAUGAUGCACUGAGUAGAUUUUCUUCUGGAGCCUGUCACCCAUCCACACACAUAGAGGCUGGGCUGGGAUGUGAUGAACUCAGGGUUGCUACAUGAUGAAUGUGUCUCCCUGGAGGCAUAAGGCUCUGGGAGGCUGCGAGGGACACGUGCGUGUGCAGGCAGGGCUUGGGGCGGAAUGGCAGCUCAGUCAUGCAAGCAGCCAACAAAAGACACGGCUUGUCUGGACCUGUAUGUGCCAGGCAAGUGACGAUACAGACUGAUAAGGGUGUUCUGCUUUGUAAAAUGACAGAGAUAUAUGAAACUAUGCCUUCCAUUGCAGACUCAUGAUCAAAAAAUUGUGUGCAUGUCAACAGUCAGACCGUAAAAGUAGCCCCGCUCUGGCCAGAGAGCAAUGCCUGGAUAUGAACAGCAGGCGGAGACAUGGUGCAGUAACAAUUACAUUUAUUGAGCACUUUUUUUUUACAUAUAAAGCAAGGCAAGUAGCGCAUUAGAAACACGCAUGCUGUCAAGGAGUCGACUAGAACCGACUAGAACACCAGUCUUAUGAAUGCUCUGGUACAUAAAAGAAUAUAAGUUUUCUGGGGACGUUCUGUUACUUCUCCUGUCUAAUUGAAUGCUUGAUCUGACACAAAAAGCUUAGAGAGAGAGACAAACUGUUUUUGAAACCACAUAUUUUACUACUAAUAUAAUACUGAUUUAGUCCAAAAAGUAGUAUGUUGUACGCAGUACACCACAGAUACCGAGAUGUCGUACAGAUAUUAAAAAUACCACCAGCAUGCAAAACACCAGUCUAACUCAACUAUUGCAUCCCACAAUGCAAAGCAGCAGAUCGUCACAGCCUGUUCUUUGGAAUUUGGAAAAAAAUAGCGGACACGUCAGAAUAAAAAUAAUUUAUUUUAUUCAGUUUUCCUUUCUAUUAUUUUUAGUUUCAUUACAACUGUCAUCAGACUAAUUAGACCAAACAGCUCUACACAGCUCAGCAAGCUAGCUAUUGUUAGCUGCUAACAUUUCCAUAUUACAUUUCCUAUAUGCAUGACACAGAUUAUUUAGCUGUCGCAGACAGGACACAGGGGACAAGGGUGUUGGGAUUUAAUCCCAAAUACUGCCCUUUAAUCACAGCCUGCAACAGGAUGAAUUACAUGUCACUGUAAUUUUGAUUAUCUACGUCUAAUUAUGUGUUAAUGUACACUUACGAUUUGUGAUAAUCUAUUUAUUAAAAUAAACGGAUCAUGUAUGUUAUCCA
This is a messenger RNA of Brienomyrus brachyistius, 7565 nucleotides long. RefSeq names its product mucin-5AC-like. NCBI's taxonomy places the organism in Eukaryota, Metazoa, Chordata, Actinopteri, Osteoglossiformes, Mormyridae. Gene Ontology annotation, cellular component: membrane. The coding region runs from base 278 to 5974 and encodes 1898 amino acids. The record is from RefSeq and is a predicted model, not a curated record. Gene Ontology annotation, molecular function: G protein-coupled receptor activity. The transcript has 26 exons. Gene Ontology annotation, biological process: cell surface receptor signaling pathway; adenylate cyclase-activating G protein-coupled receptor signaling pathway.